CCGCUGCAGGGAUAAUUUGACCAUCCCUAUAUAAACCCUCUCACCCACACUCCUUUUCUUCCCCACACAGUUCCGUAUAUCCUUCAACAAUUCAAUCCACUCAGCAGAAUCCCACACGUUCCUCCACAAAAUGGGUUCACCCGAAGAAUCCUAUGCUCUUGACCUCAUCAGGCGCCACCUUCUUGACGAUGUUUUCUUUGAAACUUCCUGUGACAGUCCUGAAAUCUCUCAAUCCUCGUCUUCCUCUGUUUCUGUAAUUUCCGAUCAGAAAGAUGACAGCUUUUUCCCCGAAUUUGAAUCUUUCAAUCUGCCCACUUUCAGCCCUGUUGAUCUAGAUUGCUUCGAAUUCGACCCGAACCCGCCGCCGGUUGUUUCGAGCUCUCCUAGGAAGAAACCCAACCUUAACAUCGAAGUUCUUCUGCCCCAACUCAAGACUGCUGCAGUGACGGUGAUUCAAGAUUCCGGUGACCAGAAGAGACACUACAGGGGAGUGCGGCAGCGGCCGUGGGGGAAAUUCGCGGCGGAGAUCCGCGACCCGAACCGGAAAGGGGCCCGGGUUUGGCUGGGGACGUUUGACACGGCGGUGGAGGCAGCCAAGGCCUACGACAGGGCGGCGUUUCGGCUGAGAGGAAACAAGGCUAUCAUUAACUUCCCACUGGAGGUUGAGAAUUUCCGGCAGGGGACGGAGCCGUCGCGUAGCUGUGGCCGGAAAAGGAGAAGAGAAUCUGAUGCAGAGGAUGAGGUAAUUGUAACGAAGGAGCUGAAAAGGGAGCUGACUGAAGAAUCUUACACGCCGUCGGUCGCCGGAGUUGCUUCCACGCCGUUAACGCCAGCAAGCUGGACGGCGGCGUGGGAAUUCGACGAUGAUACGAAGGGGAAUUUCGAAAUACCGCCAUUAUCACCGCUAUCACCUAGUUGGUUUAAUUAUGGGAUUAAAGUUUGAGAAAUUGGUGCUAUUUUCAAUUAUUCAUUAGGUAGAGAGAAAGAGGCACGCCUGACCAAGUCCGAGGUGAAAAUCCAACGCAUUUGAUUUAUUUAUUUAUUUAAAGGUUUAUACAUGAUAAUGAUAAUUAUUACUCCAUAUGAAUGUAAAUAUGUUACUCCAUUCUCCCUAUAUCAUGAAAGAAUGAAAGCCAGAUUUUUGUCUGUUUUUGCAAUUUUCUAUCGUCGUCUAUAGUUUUAAUUUAAAUUUCCUUUACGAAAUGAGUUUGUAUAAUUCUAUUUUUACUCUAAAUAAAACUUAACCUCACAAUUUCAGUAUCUUUAUAUAAUAUCUUGGUCCAGUAAUCUAUGAUUUCACUUGGUCUAAGGUUAUGGUAUGUUUGGCACAACUAGCUGAAAAGAUAUUUUUAUGAGCUUUUUAUUAACAGUUAGCUUUUAGUGAUUAAAAAGAUCUUAAAAAGAAAAGGUUGUAGCUGUUUGGUAAAAAGUCGACUGUUUGAUUUAGCUUUGUUUGGUAUACAAGCUGUUAGGAGUAAUUAAUGCUAGAAGCUACGGACUUAUCUGAGAUGCUACUCACUGUACCAUCUCAAAAAAGAUCUUUUAUUUUUAUAAAAGCUCUUAAAAAUUGGCGUGUCAAACAUACAAUUUUAUUUUUAUAAAAGCUCUUAAAAAUUGGCGUGUCAAACAUACAACUAGAAGCUUUUAAAGACGUUUUAAAUAGUACAAAAACUAGAAGGUAGGAGCUUAUGCCCGCCAAACAUAGCCUAUGUUUGUCAGACAUAAGUCUCUACCUUCUGACUUUUGUAUUGUUCAAAAAGUUUCUAAAAGCUUUUAGUUAUAUGUUUGGUAUGACAAUUUUAAGAGCUUUUCAAAAAUUAAAAGAUUUUUUUUGAGAUGCUACAGGGAGUAGAAUCUGAAAAAAGCCCGUAACUUUUAGUACCCCGUAUUAAUUAGUCCUAACAGCUUGUAUAUCAAAUCGAACUAAAUCAAAGAAUCAGCUUUUUACCAAACAACUACCACCUUUUCUCUUUAAGAUCUUUUCAGUCACUAAAAGCUAAUCGUUAUUAAAAAGCUAACAAAAGUAUCUUUUCGGUCACCCUAAAUGGUCCCGUAGUGAAAAUUGCAUUGAAUCUUUUCAUUUAGUUUAAAAGCUUUAAGAUUUUAUUUGUUUUAUUUUGUUAAUUUGAUCUGACAUACAUGUGGAAUCUUAUUACUCCCUUCGUCCUCGUAAUUUUGUCCUAUUUUAUCUUUUUCGUCUAUCUCAUUAGAUUUGUCUCAUACCAAAUUUGGUAAUAUUUUGAUGGCUACAAUUCAUUCUGACUUUAUUCACACUUCAUUAAUUUAAUACCAACCACACAUUUCUACUUUUUCUUAAAAAUCUCACCACAUCCGUUUGUCCCAAACAUAGGGGAAGGAGGUAGUAUAUGUGACUUGAAUAUAUUUGAUGUUUUUUUUUGAGAAAAUUUGAAAUCGAGUCACAAAAGUGGAGUUUGGGAUUGUUGGAGGUUACUUUUUCAAUUUUCCCCUAAUAAGUCUAUUUUUUGAGCAAAAAAUCCUUAGAGCAUCACCAAUGGGCAACUGUUAACAUAAAAUAAAUUAUAACACAUGUCACUCAAUGAAUGGAAUAGUCAUCCACAUCAUUUUGGUAGGAUGCACCUGAACCGUGAGGCCCAAUAAAUCUGUCCAAUGCUUCCUGUUAACAGCCCUAUUAAAAGUUCACGUGUCAACCGUAUAUUUUCAAGAUGAAAUACUGCGUACAUCAUAUUUCAUCAAAAAUCCUCCUGCUGUACUUGCUUAGUGCCUACCCACACUCCAAACCUUGAGGAUGUGUUGCCAAGUUUACAUAAUUGAUAAAUUUUGUAUCAUUUCUUUUAAAUAUCAAAAGCCACGAAGCAUCGAUCAUAUAGUGUCAACUACAAAUUUUGUGGAGUUAUCGUAUCACACAGCUUGUGUGAUCCCCACUAAUUUUGUGGAUUACUUGGGCGCCUGUAUCACUACAAAGAUCUGGUUUGGAAAUUUAUGUUAGAGAAGAAGUAAUUUAAAGAUACAACAAUAUUAAUUAGGGAAUACCUUGAACCUAUGAAUGCUUUUUGUUCUUGAUAUAUAUUCUGUAUAUAUAAGUGGUGUAUAGAGACUACAUGUGAAAUUAUUUUUGCCAAACAGAAACCCACUACUUGGGUGUAUAUCGUGGAUGAUCAAUCAUGGCGCAGAGAUGGUUUAUGGGCGAGAGACUUCCUAUUUUCUGGAUUUUUUGUUGGCGUAUUGCUGACUCAUCUUGUGGAAGACGCUGUUAUCAUAAGACAUUUGCUUGAACAGUGUUCACGGUUUUUUUUAACACGUCAGAUUCACAUGAAUUUAGAGAGGCUCCGUUGGAGACGAAAUUAGUAUGAAUAAUGUUGACAUCAUGAUGUGGCGACGUUUAUAAAUGUGAACGGUUCACCCACUGGAGAUGCUCUAAAUGUGAACGGUUCACCCACUGGAGAUGCUCUUAGUGUAAAAAAAUUCAUCUGUUACACACCCACAUUUGCAUGUGAGUAAAGGUAUCAAACUAAAACAAUAUACCGCCCCACUUUUUCCCGGUUGUUAUAUCGUGAGAUGAUCCCACUGUGAGCACUGUACUCUCAUAUA
This is a messenger RNA of Cuscuta europaea, 3570 nucleotides long. Lineage: Eukaryota; Viridiplantae; Streptophyta; Magnoliopsida; Solanales; Convolvulaceae. The record is from the annotation of a GenBank genome assembly.